AUGGGUAUGGUUUUUGGAAAGAUUUGUGUUGAAACGCCGAAAUAUGAAGUUAUUCAAUCCAAAAACGACUACGAAAUUCGGAAAUACUCACCAUCAGUUAUAGCCGAAGUCACAUACAAUCCCACCCAAUUCAAAGGCGACAAAGAUGGUGGAUUCACUGUUUUAGCCAAUUACAUUGGCGCACUGGGUAACCCACAGAACACCAAGCCGGAAAAGAUUGCUAUGACAACUCCGGUCAUAACGAAAUCAUCAGAGAAGAUUGCCAUGACUACACCGGUUGUGACAAAGGCAGGUGGGGAUGAGGGUAGAAUGGUGACUAUGCAGUUUACAUUACCGGCGAAAUAUGGGAAGGCGGAGGAGGCGCCGAAGCCGGUGGACGAGAGGGUGGUGAUAAGGGAGGAGGGAGAGAGAAAGUAUGCGGUGGUGAGGUUUAGUGGGGUGGCAAGUGAUGAAGUGGUGGAGGGGAAAGUAAGGGGGUUGAAGGAGUGGUUGGAGAGAGAUGGGCAUAAGGUGGUUGGGGAAUUUGUGUUGGCUAGGCUAUUAGGCUUGACAACCGGUAGCUAUUUUGCUCCACAGAUGAACCAGAAACAGUCAUCUUCCAGUGAAUUGAAACCUGACACUAAUCAUAAGGAAGAUGGUGAGCUGAUCUGUUAG
Messenger RNA from Ilex paraguariensis (yerba mate), 654 nucleotides. The record is from the annotation of a GenBank genome assembly. NCBI's taxonomy places the organism in Eukaryota, Viridiplantae, Streptophyta, Magnoliopsida, Aquifoliales, Aquifoliaceae.